AAAAACCCUACAAAUCUAUGUGAAAGGUAUGAAGAGCGCCAAACAUCAUUCAUGGAGGACGACGCCAAGGAGAGAUGUGGGACUUCAGCCCCUGUUGGAGUGCCUUCGCAUCUUCUUCUUCUACUCAAGACCACCGACCUUCUUCUUCUCAAUUUUUAUUACUAUUUUCUGAUUCUUCCCCUAAUUUCUGAUUUCUAAUUUCUAGUUUCCAUCUACUCUCAUUCUCCAAUCACUUGCCCCUGCUCUUCUUCUUAGUUUUGUUUUUCCAAAACCCCAGAUUCUGUUUUCCCUAAUGUGACGGAUUGCUUGUUGUUCUGCUUCUGCUCCACAAUGGACUUCUCAGAAGAAUGGAAGUCGAUAUGGCCAAUCUCUUCAGUCUUCACUCCCCCGCUCCUCAUCUCCUCAAAACCCUCUCUCGGUCCUCUCUUUUUCAAUCCUUCUCCCAAUACCCUAACCCCCCUCUUCUCCAAACCCUCCUUUUCCUUCCCUCCUCACCUCCCUCGCUCCUCUCUCCUCCACGACCGCCUCCACCUCCUCCGCUGCCCAAAUGCCGCCGUUUUGGCCCUCUUUCCCACCGGCGUCAACUCCGACCAAAUUGGGUUUCUGCUAUUGUCCGUAAAGGACUCCUGCUUGGAUGUUAGGGCUGAUCGAAACGGCGAUGUUUUUGUGUCAAAGAAGCGGCUCAAUCAUCGGAUUGUUCAGAUUUUGGCCACCCCAAUUGGGUAUUCGUUUUCAGGUAAUCCUGAUUCUGUUGGGUUGGUCUUGGCUUGUACAAUGUAUUCUGUUCAUUGGUUUAGUGUUAGAAAUGAUAACAUCGACUCCGAGCCGGGGUUGAUUUAUCUGGGUGGUAAGGUGUUCAAGAGUUGUGCUGUUGUGAGCGCUUGUUGGAGUCCGCAUUUAUCCGAAGAGUGUUUAGUUCUGUUGGAGAGUGGUGAAUUGUUCUUGUUCGAUUUGGAUUAUUGUUGUUCAAAUUCAAAUUUUAAAGGAAAUAGAUUGAAGAUCAUGUGGCACAAUGCAGAUUGUUCAGGAGAUGGUAAAUGGUUGGGUUGUGAAUUUAGCUGGCAUCCUAGAAUUUUGAUUGUUGCACGAUCAGAUGCUGUGUUUUUAGUCGACUUGAGGUUUGAUGAAUGCAGCGUGAGCUGUUUAGCAAAGAUUGGGAUGCCAAGUGUAGGUGAAUUGGUGCAUAAGGAGCCGUUCAUUUCAUUUUCUAUGGCAGGUUCUAAUGGCUUUCACUUUACUGUGGCGUCUAAUAGUUUGUUGUUUCUCUAUGAUAUUCGUAAUCCAUUGAUACCUGUGUUGCAAUGGUCGCAUGGUAUUGACAAACCUUGUUAUGUUCGUGUGUUUAAAUUGUCUGAAUUGAGGUCACACUCAAAGGAUGACAAAUAUAAAGAGGCUUCAGAGUCGGCAUUUUGUAUUAUAAUGGGAUCAUUCUGGAAAUGUGAGUGCCGAAUGUUCUGCUAUGGAUCUUCCUUUCAAGAUCCUAAAGGGUCAACUGCUUAUGAAAUUUCGAAACUUUGCAAAUCCUAUUAUGCAUGGGAACUCCCUUCAGAGCUUUCGUUGCUUGGUAAUGAGUGUUUUUGUGGAACUUGUCUUUCAAGGAAAGAGUUUUUGAAGGGUACCCUUCCUGUGUGGGUUAAUUGGCAACAAAAGAAGGACAUAGUUGUGGGUUUUGGAAUACUUGACAAGGAUCUGUCUGCCCUAUUAUAUGAGCCAGAUAGUUUUGGUGGGUUUACAUUGAUUCGGUUGAUGUCCUCAGGAAAGCUUGAAUCACAGAGAUAUUAUGCUUCAUGGGAUCUUGUAAAGAAGUCAGAAAUAGCCCACAAUAACUCCUUGUCUGAUUUUAAAGAUUAUAUGUACAGUAUGGGUGAUUUGGAAUAUGAAUAUAUUAAGAAAUUUAAGUAUUUCAAACUUGCCUACCUAUACGAAUAUUUUUGGAAUGCUGAUCUUGCUAAACUCCUCAUUUGGAAUAUGAAGAAGCCUUGUGGGGGUCCCCUACAAGAGCCAUCUUUUAAUGUAGACUUUCGUGAUCUUAUUCUUGAAAAAUUGAAGGCUUGUGGGUUCUCAAGAUCAUCUUCAGUUUCUGAUGUUUUUAGAGAUAUUAGCAUUCCGACAAGCAUACAUGAAGUUACUUGGAGGAGACUAUGGUCAGGACUCCCUGUUGGUCUUUUACAGUGGGCAUUUUCAAGCUACUCUGAAUUCCUUGAAGUACUUGUGGACAAGAAGCAGGUAUCCUUGGAAUUCUUAAUUGUACCAGACUCACCCCAGUUGCCUCCUUUCUUCUUAAGAAGGCCUUCAUGCCGUAGCAAUAAGUGGUCUCACAAAGUGCAACGUGAUGAUGCUCUUGUGGGUCCAGUACUUCCUCUUCCUAUUUUAUCUUUGCUUCGAGAUAUUCAUGAUACUGGGUGCUUUGAUUUGGAAGAAGCAGAUGGGUUUUCAUUUCAGGAAGAAGUUUCCCUAGAAUGCAAUGAAGUCAUGAAGGUCACUAGUGAAAUGGCUGUGUCAGACUCUAGCUCUGAACUUCAUGGUGACCAUGCUAUCUCCCUUGCUAAUGACAGGGAAGAGACAUGGAUUGACACUCAGAAUCUAAAGCCUUUCUACUUAUAUGAUCAGCAACCAUUUUCAGCUAAAUGCUCUAGACUGGAUCCUAGGCAGGAUACCUCUGGUUAUAAGGAUGAGAGAUUUGAUACCUUGAUUUUCAAAAAGCCUAAGGAACUUCUUGUUGAUGGUGAGGUGGAAACAAGGGUUGGGCUAGAAUUGUUUGAUGACCUUUCCUCAGUAGAAUUGAAGUUUGAUGCUCCUGCUAUGAACUUUGAAGCAAAGGAAUUGCAAGCGUACAAAGCAUUAAAGAGGCAGUUCUUGAAAUCAAGAAGUUUUGACUUAUAUCAGGACUUCUUUAAUCGAUACAAAGUCCAAGACCAACAUCCAUAGUUUUCAUAGGGAAUCCUCAAAAAUUUUGUAUGGAUACAUGUUAGCUUGGGGGGACCAGCAAACCUCAGCAGCCCAUCCAAAUACUAUGCAUGGAAAAGCUGUUUCAGUGACUAGUGAUGAGACCAACGAUGCUCCUGCUUUGCAUGAUUUUUGACUUGCCCUGAGCCUAGCUGGAACAAAGGUAUAUUAAAGACCAUGAUAGAUGAAUCCUUAUGGAAUGCAAAAUCCAUCUAAAGCUCCCAUGCAGUAAGAGACUAUGAUUUUGCCAUCAGAGGCAGACUCAGAGAGUUCAAAGAGGAUAGGGUGGAAGCAAUAUUAGAUUACAUUGGAGAUGUGUGUGGCAGAUAAGAGGAGAAUGCUUUGCCAAUGCCCUCCCAUAAAACUUACAUGAUACAACAUUAUAAAUGUUCACAUGCCCUCUCUUUUGUUUUCAUUUUCUUUUUCUUUCUUGUGCUUCUGUAUAUAUGUAUGGCAAUUUCUCAAUUUGAUGGAUAAUGUACAAAGUUCAAAUUCUUUUCUCAACCAAAAUUCAAAAUCCAUUUGUCAAAUUCAAUAAUAAUUGGUUUGUUCUCAUAA
Molecule: messenger RNA, 3504 nt
Organism: Vitis vinifera (wine grape)
Lineage: Eukaryota; Viridiplantae; Streptophyta; Magnoliopsida; Vitales; Vitaceae
Exons: 4
Coding region: 331-2928 (865 amino acids)
Biological process (GO): transcription by RNA polymerase I
Cellular component (GO): fibrillar center
Molecular function (GO): RNA polymerase I core promoter sequence-specific DNA binding; protein binding
Source: RefSeq, a predicted model, not a curated record